Molecule: messenger RNA, 1402 nt
Organism: Odontomachus brunneus
Lineage: Eukaryota; Metazoa; Arthropoda; Insecta; Hymenoptera; Formicidae
Product: EARP-interacting protein homolog
Exons: 6
Coding region: 236-1366 (376 amino acids)
Biological process (GO): protein ubiquitination
Molecular function (GO): protein binding
Source: RefSeq, a predicted model, not a curated record
UGGAAAGAACAGUAACCUCUAACGUCACUUCUGCUAGAAAGAACGCACCAGUAUACACUUCUUGAACUAGAAGUUCAGCUGGAAAGAACAAACCUCAGGCCUCUAGUAUUUCCAUCCAGCAAGUAAACCAGCACGAAAAUAAGCAUAGUGUGUCGUUGGCUUAAGUUCUUUCAUUCUUUUGCGAUUUUUAAAAAUUUACAUGUUUUGCAUAGUGUGUGAAGUGUAAUACACGAAAAUGGAAAACGAUAAUCCUGUUAUAUAUGGGCUCGAAUUUCAAACUAGAGCACUGUCAGCACAAACAGCUGAAACUGAUAUCGUAAGAUUUCUAGUAGGAACACAAUCCUUAAAGUUUAGUAACAAUCAGGUUCAUCUGGUAGAACUUAAUGAAGAAACAGGAAAUUUAAAAACUCAAGUGUUUCAGCAUCCAAUAGGAGAAAUUUGGUCUAUACAAGCUUCUCCAACAGAACCUGAUAUAUUUAUUACAUGUUAUAAUAGUUUGAGUGAGGAAGGUAUUUGCCAAAUGAAAGGAGCUGUUUGGCAAUUUCCUGAGAUAAGAGAUUAUACUAAUGAUAUUUUGCAACUCAAUAAACUAGCAGAUAUUGAUACAACUCCAUAUGGCACUGAUCUUAAAACUAUUGCUUAUCAUCCUAUAGAUAGCAAAAAAACAGUUUCUGUAGUAGAUAACAAUUUUGUUUUAUGGGAUUUGUCAAAUGAAGGACCACAAGUUGUAGCAUCAGGUACUCUAGAAAGCAAAGGUCAACCACGUUUCACAAAUGGUAAAUGGAAUCCCCACAAUGGAGCCAAUCAAUUUGUAACCUUAAAUGAGAACAAUGUACGUGGCUGGGAUUUUAGAAAUCCAGCUAAUGUCACUUGGUCUAUUUUAUCUGCACAUUCACAAAUCAUUAGGGAUUUAGAUUUCAAUGCGAAUCGUCAAUAUUUUCUGUCCACUUGUGGUGAUGAUGGGUAUAUGAAAUUCUGGGACAUUCGAUUUCCGACAGAACCGGUGCUUUCACGUAUGGAACACUCACACUGGGUGUGGAAUAUAAGAAUCAAUCGUUUUCACGAUCAGCUUGUUUUAACAUCCAGCAGUGACUCAAGAGUAAUAUUAUGCAGUAUCGCAUCUAUUUCAUCUGAACCAUUUGGGCACAUGGUUUCAGCUGAAGACGAGUCUUCACAAAAUGAAGAGUCUUGCGGAAAAAAGAAAUUGGAGGAUGGUCUAGUAGGUAGAUAUGAAGAACAUGAAGAUAGUGUAUAUGCAGUAGAGUGGUCAUCUGCUGAUCCCUGGACAUUUGCAUCUCUCAGUUAUGAUGGAAGAUUAGUUCUUAAUAAAGUACCACGUAAAUAUAAAUAUCAAAUACUUUUAUGAAUUUAUUUAUAAAAUAUAAUUCUAAUUUCAAUUACA